Molecule: messenger RNA, 2232 nt
Organism: Penicillium bovifimosum
Lineage: Eukaryota; Fungi; Ascomycota; Eurotiomycetes; Eurotiales; Aspergillaceae
Product: dolichyl-diphosphooligosaccharide--protein glycosyltransferase subunit STT3
Exons: 6
Coding region: 1-2232 (743 amino acids)
Biological process (GO): post-translational protein modification
Cellular component (GO): membrane
Molecular function (GO): dolichyl-diphosphooligosaccharide-protein glycotransferase activity
Source: RefSeq, a predicted model, not a curated record
AUGGCCCCGUCUUCCCUCAAUGUUAUGUUGAAAGGCAGCUCCGGCCGGAGUACGCGCGGUCUAUUGCGGGUUAUCAUUCUCUGUACCAUUGCAGCCGCCGCGGUCUCUAGCAGACUGUUCAGUGUUAUUAGAUUCGAGAGUAUCAUCCACGAAUUCGACCCGUGGUUUAACUUCCGUGCAACGAAAUACUUGAUCGAAAAUGGCUUCUAUAGCUUCUGGGAUUGGUUUGAUGACCGAACAUGGCAUCCUCUGGGUCGUGUUACAGGUGGCACAUUAUACCCUGGCUUGAUGGUCACCAGCGGCGUCAUUUACCACAUUCUUCGUCUUCUCACCAUCCCCGUCGACAUUCGCAACAUCUGCGUUCUGCUCGCCCCCGGGUUCUCUGGAUUGACGGCCCUAGCAAUGUAUCUCCUCACCUCUGAGAUGUCUACCUCCCCCUCCGCGGGUCUCCUGGCUGCUGCCUUCAUGGGUAUUACCCCGGGCUACAUUUCGCGAUCCGUGGCAGGCAGUUACGACAAUGAAGCUAUUGCGAUCUUCUUGCUAGUAUUCACAUUCUACCUCUGGAUCAAGGCUGUAAAGAACGGCUCGAUCAUGUGGGGAGCCUUGACUGCAUUAUUCUACGGCUACAUGGUUUCGGCUUGGGGUGGAUACGUUUUCAUUACCAACCUGAUUCCUCUGCAUGUCUUUGUUCUUCUGUGCAUGGGCCGAUACAGCAACCGAGUGUACAUCAGCUACACUACCUGGUAUGCCCUGGGAACAUUGGGAAGCAUGCAGAUUCCUUUUGUUGGUUUCUUGCCUAUUCGAAACAGCGAUCACAUGUCUGCUCUUGGCGUCUUUGGAUUGAUCCAAUUGGUGGCAUUUGCAGAGUUCAUCCGAACCUACCUUCCCGGCAAGGAGUUCCAGAAGCUUCUUACUUCUAUGAUCCUGCUUACCGUCGGCCUCGGAUUCGGUGGGCUAGUCCUGCUAUCGGUCUCUGGAGUAAUUGCUCCCUGGAGUGGUCGUUUCUACUCUCUGUGGGAUACCGGCUACGCCAAGAUCCACAUUCCAAUCAUUGCUUCCGUCUCUGAGCACCAGCCCACUGCCUGGCCUGCAUUCUUCUUUGACUUGAACUUCCUUAUCUGGCUCUUCCCGGCUGGCGUGUUCAUGUGCUUCCAGAAACUCAAGGAUGAGCAUGUGUUUGUGGUCAUUUAUGCGGUCCUUGCCAGCUACUUUGCCGGCGUUAUGGUCCGUCUGAUGCUCACACUGACUCCCAUUGUGUGUGUUGCAGCUGCCCUCGCUUUAUCGAGCAUCCUCGACAGUUUCCUAGUUGCGUCUACCCCAAGCUCUAGCUCUGAAGCUAAGGAGAAGCCAACCGCCGAAGACAAGUCCCUUCGGUCAACUCGGAAGCCAGUUGUCGGUAUCUACUCGUUCUUCUCCAAGUCUGUGGUGGUAGGCUCAGUCAUCGUCUACUUGCUUCUGUUCGUCGCACACUGCACCUGGGUUACUUCGAACGCAUACUCCUCUCCAUCCGUUGUCCUGGCCAGCAAGCUACCUGAUGGAAGCCAGUACAUCAUCGAUGACUACCGUGAGGCCUACUACUGGCUCCGCCAGAACACCCCGGAUAAUGCCAAGAUCAUGGCGUGGUGGGAUUAUGGAUACCAGAUUGGUGGUAUGGCUGACCGUCCCACCUUGGUUGACAACAACACUUGGAACAACACCCACAUUGCCACUGUUGGCAAGGCUAUGAGCUCGCGCGAGGAAGUCAGCUACCCCAUCCUGCGCCAGCACGAUGUUGACUACGUCCUGGUCGUCUUCGGCGGACUGCUUGGCUACUCGGGUGACGAUUUGAACAAGUUCCUCUGGAUGGUUCGUAUCGCCGAGGGUAUCUGGCCGGACGAGGUGAAGGAGCGUGACUUCUUCACUGCCCGUGGCGAGUACCGCGUUGACGAGGAGGCCACUCCCGCCAUGAAGAACAGCUUGAUGUACAAGAUGUCUUAUCACAACUUCCAGUCCCUCUUCCCGCCCGGUCAGGCUAUGGACCGUGUCCGUGGCACAAAAGUCCCCAAGGAAAGCCCCCAGCUCAACACACUGGAAGAGGCUUUCACUAGCGAGAACUGGAUCGUCCGUCUCUAUAAGGUCAAGGACCUGGACAACCUCGGCCGUGACCACAGCAGCGCUGUUGCCUUUGACAAGGGGCUCAAGCGCAAGCGUGCCACCAAGCACAAGGGCCCUCGUGUUCUGCGAACCGAGUAG